CCACGUUACCGCUACGCCAGAGAGGCCAUCUUGAAUCAAAUCCGGACACCAUUUUCCAGCCUUUUACCACAUUGAUUCACAUUCAAUGGAUUUCAAUGCAUAAUCAAGCCCAUCAUCUCAGCAACUCGACCACCAUGACUUCCAUGGACGGGAGAGAACGACGUUUUCCUUUUGAACAAGGCAUCACCGGAUCACACGAAAAGGGGCAGACGACGAAGUGGCAGGUGAAUUCCAUCGUGGAAAAGCAAGACCCGCGAUAGCCACAGCCAGAGAUCGAUCCCACCGCUCAUACGGUGGCAUGCAAGAACCUAAGAAGAGCUACGGCAGAUCAACCUGCGCCUGAUACGGCUGCACACCACCUGGCACCCACCCCCGCGAUCCGGCCAGUCGUCAGUGCUUGCUGACCUCCGCGGCCAUAAGUAGAAGCCUCGCUCUCUUGAUUCUCGGAAGGGAUCAAAAGGGUUGGUAGAGGAGUGUUAUUGUACAGGCAGUCGUCUCUUCUGGUUGGCCUGCUCGCUUCUUCCAAAUCGUCCCUUUUCUUGUCCUUGCGGCUUAGCGUGCGCCAUGCGCCUCAGGUUUUUUAAUGGAGGUUUCGGACUCCUUUUCUACCGCGUGGUGAAGGACGGAGAGCCGGGCCAGGACACGAGUUGGUAGUUGUUCACUUGUUCUUGCGAGAAGCUACAAGAAGGGACGGAGCUUGCGUGGCUUGCUUCCGCUGCUCUGCGCUACUCCAAAGUCCAAGCCGAGUGAUCCUGCCAAAACGGGAUUUGCCUGCUGCUGCUGGUGCCAAGAUCUUCUCUUCUCCGCUCCCGAUUCGACGUCCGUGCUGCUGCGGGGUGGCGCGCCAGCAGCGCAUGGGCGCGGCGAGGGUGGCAACUUGCGCGCCUGGCGGUUGGCAGUUGGGCAACGUGACUCGCGCGUGAGCGGAGCGGGCGGCGGGGAGAGGCGGAGGAAGGACGGGAAUGGACGCGGAGAGCGGCGGCGGCGCGGCGCGCAGGAAGGUGAGUAGGCCGUGGAGCGCGGAGCUGCUGCUGGCGUACCAGAGCCUCGGGGUGGUGUACGGCGACGUGGCGACGUCGCCGCUGUACGUGUUCAAGAGCGCCUUCGCCGGCGGGGACAUUGAGCAUUCGGCGGGGAACGAGGAGAUCUACGGCGUGCUCUCCCUCGUCUUCUGGACGUUGACCCUGAUCCCGCUCCUCAAGUACGUCCUCGUCGUGCUCCGCGCCGACGACCACGGCGAGGGCGGCACCUUCGCGCUCUACUCCCUCAUAUGCCGCCGCGUACGCGCGGGGCUCCUCCCCGACGGCGAGGACCUCGCGGGCCGGCGCGAGGGCGGCGCGGCGCCGCCCGCGCCACUCUCGGCCGUGCGCGCCGCGCUGGAGCGGCACCGGGUCCUGCAGAGGAUGCUGCUGCUGCUCGCUCUGCUCGGGACCUGCAUGGUCAUCGGCGACGGCGUGCUCACCCCUGCCGUCUCUGUGUUCUCCGCGGUUUCCGGGCUGGAGCUGGAGCUGGACAAUGAGCAGCACGAAUAUAUAUUGCUACCGGUGACAUGCGCUAUAUUGGUGGGCUUAUUCACCUUGCAACACUAUGGGACGCACAGGGUCGGCUUUCUUUUCGCGCCUAUCGUUUGCUUGUGGCUUCUCUGCAUCAGCAUCAUAGGGCUCUACAACAUCAUCCACUGGAAUCCCCAUGUGUACCGAGCUCUUUCGCCAUACUACAUGUACAAGUUUCUCCAGAAGACUCAGACAGGUGGCUGGAUGUCGCUGGGUGGGAUCCUUCUGUGCGUAACUGGUUCUGAAGCUAUGUAUGCGGACCUUGGACAUUUCUCUCAGUCUUCAAUCAAGAUAGCUUUCACAUCUUUAGUUUACCCAGCUUUGAUACUGGCAUAUAUGGGACAAGCGGCAUACAUUUCAAGACAUCACAAUUUUGAGAAUAUUAAUCAUAUUGGAUUUUACGUAUCAGUCCCAGAAAAAAUCAGAUGGCCUGUUCUGGUGAUUGCAAUACUCGCAGCCGUUGUUGGGAGUCAAGCAGUUAUUACUGGCACAUUCUCAAUUAUCAAACAGUGCUGUUCCUUAAGUUGCUUCCCAAGGGUGAAGAUUGUGCAUACAUCCUCUACAGUACAUGGUCAGAUAUACAUACCAGAAAUCAAUUGGAUCUUGAUGAUACUAUGCCUGGCUGUUACUAUAGGCUUCAGAGAUACAAAGCACUUGACAAAUGCACAAGGUCUGGCAGUCAUAACUGUUAUGCUGGUCACUACUUGCUUGAUGUCACUGGUUAUUGUUCUUUGCUGGAAUAAGAGCAUAUUGUUUUCUCUCGCGUUCCUUCUAUUCUUUGGUGCAAUUGAAGUUCUUUACUUCUCUGCAUCCCUUGUGAAAUUUCGGGAAGGGGCUUGGGUACCCGUCAUGCUUUCCUUAUUUUUCAUGAUAAUGAUGUGCGUGUGGCAUUAUGGUACCAUAAAGAAGUAUGAGUUUGAUGUCGAAAACAAGGUCUCUAUAAGUUGGCUCUUGAAUCUCGGCCCUUCCUUGGGGAUUGUUCGGGUCCGAGGUAUUGGUCUGAUACAUACAGAGCUUAUGUCUGGGAUUCCAGCCAUCUUCUCUCACUUUGUCACCAACCUGCCAGCAUUUCAUCAGGUUCUGGUCUUUCUUUGCAUUAAAUCAGUGCCUAUACCACAUAUCCGACCGGAGGAGCGUUUUUGGGUUGGCCGCGUUGGCCCAAAACAGUAUCGUCUAUACAGGGUGGUUGUUCGAUAUGGAUACCGUGAUGUGCCGAAGGACGACAUAGAGUUUGAGAAGGACCUAGUCUGCAGCAUUGCAGAAUUCAUCCGCUGCGGCGACUCUGACGACCAAAAUGGCUUUCUGGACGGUGCCACAGACCAUACCUGUGAGAGGCUGUCUUCCAUCAGUAAAGGUCUACCAUUUCAGGAGGAGGAUGGCAGUGAGAUCAAUGGAUCAGAUUCAUCUAUACUAUCCACAGACAAGGAGAUGUACCAAAACACGAUAGGACCGAAGGCGAAGAGGGUGAGGUUUGUGCUCCCGAAGGAUGCGCAGAUCGACAGCGAGGUCCGCAGUGAGCUGCAGGAGCUGACAGAUGCUAGAGAGGCAGGCAUGUCCUUCAUCACGGGGCGUGCGCACAUGAAGGCGAAAAGCGGGUCUGGUCUGGUGAAGAAGAUCGCGAUAAACUACAUUUACGAGUUCCUGAGAAGGAACAGCCGAGGUUCUGUCUCUGCUGCCAACAUACCUCAUGCUUCGACCCUCGAGGUAGGGAUGGUGUGCCAGGUCUGAUACGAUGUCACUGUCAUGCUCUGUUGUUCAUAUGCCGUGUAUAUAUAUAUGUAGUACUGUAUAUCCUAACGAAAGAUGUAGAAAGGAUUGAUGAAGCAGGACACCCUUGGCCAGAACUGCAUAUGAGAAUUGUGCAUAGUUUUCGCUACGACACCGUGUUGAGUUGAUCUUUAUUUUGUACCAUUAUCGUCGUCGGUGUUGUAUAUUGAUCGUUGAGCUGGGGAUAUAGCAUUUUUUUGUGCACGAGUUUGGUGUUUACGCUGUUUUAGAACCUUAAUAAAUUAUGUGCUGAAA
Molecule: messenger RNA, 3575 nt
Organism: Hordeum vulgare subsp. vulgare (domesticated barley)
Lineage: Eukaryota; Viridiplantae; Streptophyta; Magnoliopsida; Poales; Poaceae
Product: potassium transporter 24-like
Exons: 9
Coding region: 963-3281 (772 amino acids)
Biological process (GO): potassium ion transmembrane transport
Cellular component (GO): membrane
Molecular function (GO): potassium ion transmembrane transporter activity
Source: RefSeq, a predicted model, not a curated record